Selaginella moellendorffii is the source of this 1110-nucleotide messenger RNA. RefSeq names its product 30S ribosomal protein S9. The coding region runs from base 46 to 843 and encodes 265 amino acids. Gene Ontology annotation, molecular function: RNA binding; structural constituent of ribosome. Lineage: Eukaryota; Viridiplantae; Streptophyta; Lycopodiopsida; Selaginellales; Selaginellaceae. Gene Ontology annotation, biological process: translation. The record is from RefSeq and is a predicted model, not a curated record. The transcript is spliced from 4 exons. Gene Ontology annotation, cellular component: cytosolic small ribosomal subunit; ribosome.
CUCGACUAAUAGAUGCUUACAUUGUUGAGGCAACUCUAGGGUUUAAUGCUGCGACUGGCACUGAGGAGGCAUGGACGCUGGCGGCUUUCCUCCGGAUGUCGGCACUUCUGCGAUCGGCCUAGUGAUGCCAAUGCUGGGAAAGAGGAGCGCGACGCCCAGAUUGAGAUGCUGGAUGAUAUCAUCCAGGAUGUCAAGACGGACACCAUCCGGAGGGCCCAGGAAUCCAAGCGAGGGAAGAAAGAGCCCACAUUUGGAGAGCUCUUUGGGGCUUUGUCUCUGACCGACGCGGAGCUAAGCAGCUGGUUCAAGUCGGAGGAUUUCCCCGACGAGCAGCGACCGAUCCUGGAGGAGCUGUCACCGGACGAGAUCAAGAUGCGCCUCAAGGAGAAGCGGCGAGUGGCUGAGAUGCAGAGACUCAAGAAGUUGGCCGACUCGAGAGUGAGAGUGGUGGACGAUCAAGGGCGAUCGUAUGCUCGAGGCGGGAGGAAGACGAGCCAGGCCAGUGUGUGGCUCUCGGAGGGGAGUGGCAACAUCAUGGUGAACAAGAUGAGCCACGAUCUCUACUUCAGGCAGCUGGAUCAUCGCGUCCACAUACUGGAGCCAUUCUGCGUGACGAACACGCUGGGAAAGUUUGACGUGAAAGCACUCGUGAGAGGUGGUGGUCUCUCAGGGCAGGCAGGGGCUGUGAGGCAUGGCAUCAGCCGAGCAAUCCAGCUUUUUGAUCCGUCUCUCCGGCUUCCCCUACGACGAGGUGGCUAUCUUACCAGGGAUCCAAGAAUCGUGGAGAGAAAGAAGCCGGGACGAGCAAAGGCUCGCAAGGGAUUUCAGUGGGUUAAGAGGUAGAUCAUGGUUCUCGCGUUCUUGGUCAGAGGCAGUGCGUUCUAGCUAUCUCCCUGUACUCCCUGAGAAGAAUCCCAGUGGUGCCAUCAGCAGAAGCUCGACAAGUGCUUGCAAAUCGCAAGGACGGAACUUACGUCUUGCAACUCGUCAUCCGGUGGAAAUACGACUGAUCUCUUUAUUUUUCUUAUUCCAAGAAGUUGUAUGCAACAUUUUAGUAAUGCGGGAUAAUAUUCUACGAAGUUGGCGAGGUUCUCAGCCUCAUUUAACGAA